AUGGCUUCUCAAGUCCGGACGAUCGCCGAUACUCUUGAAAAGCCAGAGCUCGAUGACAGGUCGUACAAAGUGAUAGAACUGCCGAAUCGCCUUCAAGCACUUCUCUGCUCAGACCCGCUUACUGACAAGGCAAGCGCAAGCUUGAAUGUCAAUGUCGGAAACUUCUCGGACGACGAUGAUAUGCCAGGGAUGGCUCACGCAGUUGAGCAUCUUCUGUUCAUGGGCACAGAGAAGUAUCCAGUAGAAAACGAAUACAGCUCCUAUCUCUCUGCCAACUCAGGUUACAGCAACGCCUACACAGCCGCGACUCAGACCAAUUACUUCUUCGAGUGUGCUGCUUCCCACGAAUCUAAUGAAAAGAUACCAAAUGGCACACCCAACGGCACCACGAAGGGGCCUCUAUAUGGCGCACUGGAUAGAUUCGCCCAGUUCUUUGUUGCACCCUUGUUCCUAGCAGAGACCUUAGAUAGAGAGUUAAGAGCAGUGGAUUCAGAGAACAAGAAGAAUUUACAGAGUGAUAAUUGGCGGCUCUCGCAGCUUGCAAAGUCUCUUUCCAAUCCUAGACACCCACACCACCACUUUUCCACAGGUAAUCUGAAAACUCUCAAAGAGAUUCCAGAAAGCCGAGGUGUUCAGAUAAGACAAGAGUUCAUCAAGUUUUAUGAGAAGCACUACAGUGCCAACAGAAUGAAGUUGGUUGUACUGGGCAAAGAGCCUCUGGAUGAGCUUGAGAGCUGGGUAGUUGGUCUCUUCUCUAACGUGAAAAACAAGGACCUUCCUGAAAACAGAUGGGACGGUGUGCAGCCAUUAGCCAAAGAACAACUCCAAACCGAAAUCUUCGCCAAACCUGUAAUGGAAUCGAGGGCUCUGGAAAUCAGCUUCCCUUACCAGGACGAAGAAGGAAUGUACGAAACGAAGCCUUCUAGAUAUCUCAGUCAUCUGAUAGGCCACGAAGGACCUGGUAGCGUUCUGGCGUAUCUGAAGGAGCAAGGCCUGGCAAACUCUUUAAGUGCUGGAGCUCAUACAAUCUGUCCUGGAUCUGCUUUUAUGGAGAUCGAGGUCAAUCUCACACCUGAAGGAUUAACAAGAUAUCGUGACGUGGUCAGAAUCGUGUUCCAGUAUAUUGGUAUGAUGAAGGCAGAACCGCCUAUCGAAUGGAUGUUCGAAGAGCAAAAGAACAUGGCCGAAGUAGAAUUUCGCUUCCGUCAAAAAGCUCCUGCCAGCAGAGCAUAUCAGUUUACCAGUGGAACAAGUAGCGUCAUGCAAAAGCCUCUGCCUCUACAGUGGUUACUGAGUGGUAGCAAGCUGAGAAAGUUCGAUCCGAAAGCAAUCGUUCAUGCUAUGCAGUUCCUCAGAGAAGACAACUUUCGUCUCAUGAUCGUUAGCCAAGACUUCCCAGGUGAUUGGAAUCAAAAAGAGAAAUGGUAUGGCACAGACUACAAGGUGGAGAAGAUAUCAGACGACACCAUCGCAGAAAUACGCCAGGCAUUAUCUACCAACAAAGACAGACCUGCUGAAUUGCAUUUGCCACACAAGAAUGAGUUCAUCCCCACGAAACUUGACGUCGAGAAGGCUGAGGUCAAAGAACCCGCCAGGGCCCCACGACUACUUCGAAACGACGAACAGGUACGGUUAUGGUGGAAGAAAGAUGAUACUUUUUGGGUACCGAAGGCAAACGUAAACAUACUGAUACGAAAUCCUGUGGCCUACGACUCUCCUGCAAACCACGUCAAAGGUGCCUUGUUCGCCAACAUGGUCAAGGACGCAUUGCAGGAAUACUCAUACGAUGCAGACAUUUCAGGUCUAAAUUACGGACUCAUGACCCUUUCUACCGGCUUAGAGCUCAAUGUUCAUGGUUAUAACGACAAGUUGAGUGUUCUCUUGGACAAAGUUUUGGGGACGAUGCGAGACCUUACAUUCCGACAAGACCGAUUUGAUAUCAUCAAGGAACGUUUUGCACGUGAGUACAAGAACUGGGGCUUCCGACAACCAUAUAUGCAGAUUGGUGACCACACAAGAUAUUUGAUAGACGAAAAACGAUUUAUUACAAAAGAGUAUGCCGCAGAGCUGCCUCAUGUGACCAUGGAGGAGGUCAAAAGCUUUGCUCAGCAACUACUGUCUCAGGCGCACCUUGAAAUGCUUGUUCAUGGCAAUGUCUACCGUGAUGAAGCUAAGAAGAUGGCGCAUAUGGUUGAGACCACGCUUAGACCCCGUGUGCUACCACCGUCACAAUUUCCAACCAGACGCAAUAUCUUACUUCCUACUGGCAGCAAUCAUGUAUACAAGCAGCCGCUGGACGACCCGGAGAAUGUCAACCACGCUAUCGAGUACUACCUUCAGGUCGGCUCAAACUGGGACUACGCGCUGAAUGCAAAAACACAACUAUUAGCUCAGAUGACUGACGAGCCCUCAUUUGACCAACUUCGUACGAAGGAACAGCUUGGCUACGUGGUUUGGAGCGGCCUUCGACCAUCUGCAACGAUGAUCGGUUACCGAGUACUCAUUCAGAGCGAGAGGGAGCCUGAAUAUUUGGAAAGCCGCAUUGAGGCUUUUCUGGUCAAGUUCAAGAAAGACCUCGCGGAUAUGACCCAGGAGGAUUUUGACAAACACAAAAAGAGUCUCAUCGCACGAAAACUGGAGAAGGUCAAAAACCUUACGACUGAAACCAACCGACUUUGGAACUAUAUCGCAGGAGAGGCAUACAAUUUCUUUCAAAUUGAUACGGAUGUAGAGAGUAUCCGGAAGUUGAGCAAGCAGGACAUGCAAGACUUCUUCCACCAGUUCAUCGACCCACAGUCGCCGACGAGGGCUAAACUAUCGGUACAUCUGGUGGCGCAGAAGGCGGCGAAGUUGGAGACCUCGCCAGCAGAUCAGAAGCAGCAACUGGCUGAGAUGCUCUCGCAGUAUCUUACAGGACAAGGAGCUCAAGUUGAAUCUGCGGCUUUGCAGUCAAGCUUUAGCGACAUUGAAGUUCAUGAUCAAGCAGGCGUAUUGGCAGCAUGCAAGACUUCCAUUGGCUCAGCCUUGCCAGAGAACAAGCGUGAUGAAGUCCUGCAAGGACUUGAGAAGGCCUUGCCACAAGUGUUUGUUGGUUUGAAGAUACAGGCGCCGGAAAAGGUAGAGCAGCUAGAGACAGCACUGGAGACACCAAAAGCUGUGGUGAUAGAAGACGUGCAUAGAUGGAAGGCAGGAUUGCAGGUCAGUGCAGGUGUCGUGCCAGUCACUGACAUCAAAGACUUUCAGGACUUUGAGAGCAAGCUUUGA
Molecule: messenger RNA, 3264 nt
Organism: Lithohypha guttulata
Lineage: Eukaryota; Fungi; Ascomycota; Eurotiomycetes; Chaetothyriales; Trichomeriaceae
Gene: STE23
Product: metalloprotease
Exons: 3
Coding region: 1-3264 (1087 amino acids)
Biological process (GO): peptide catabolic process
Cellular component (GO): cytosol; mitochondrion
Molecular function (GO): metalloendopeptidase activity; metal ion binding
Source: RefSeq, a predicted model, not a curated record